UCUACCAUCGACCUGAGUAUAAGCUUUUGAGGGGGGAUGGGGAUACAAAGAAAAAAACGCAUAGGAAGAGGAGGAAAUUAAAGGUGCCUCUAUAAUAAGAACACAAUGGAGAAACUCAGUGCCUCUAGAGGAGGAAUUCACAAUGGAAGGUGGGCUCUUUGUAGAGGCAUCAAGUCUAUAUUUAUCUUCACAAUUUUCCUAUUAGUUCUUUUGGAUUCUCUUAUGUUGUUGGUUCAUCGCCUUGUUUUGUCCACACAAGAAUCUUCUCAGGAAAAGAAAAGUUUUCAUCUGCACGAAAAAGAUGAAAUGGGCCCAGUUACGAUGAAUGAUCGACUCCUAGACCUGGCUGCCAAUUCUCUAGCACAGGGUGGAGGCAAGGGGAGGAUGGUGAGGGCCUCCUCAGUCGACUGUUCUACACGACAGCAGAGUUGUUUCGUGACCAACAGAAGCCAUGCCAACUGCUCCAGAGGUCUUCCAUGUUUCCCGCCCUCGCAUCCACUAGUCGGCGUCUGCCCUCGCAUCCACUAGUCGGCGUCCGCCCAACUCUCUGUGGUUGUCCUCUUCGCCGGUAAGCUUCGACGCCUGUCGCCAUUAUUCGGGUUUAGUCGUCGAAUCUAAGCUGCAAAAUUAAGCCUUACAUGAGGAAGAGAUAUGGAUCCUCGGAUGAAAUCAAGCCAUGGAUGAAACUAUGCGAAAGAAUUCAUGCCUUGUAGGGGAGGAUCUAUGUAAGGGCUUUGGUGGGAUGAAGCUCAGGCCCAACACAUCCCAUAUUUUCUAGAUUUGUUUCCGGUGCCAUGGCCCAUGGAGGAAUCUGCGCAAGAAGAAAGGACGAAGGGGAAAGAGAAAGAAUUGAAAGAGAAAAAGAAAAGAGGAAAAGGAUCAAAAAAGAAAAAAUGGGGGAAAGGUGAUGUGGGCUGCCACGUGUGCGUUGUUUCAGUCCACGCGUGUGCCACGUCAGUAGAAUGAUUUUAAGCAAGAUGAGAUGAAGCAAUUAUGGGAAGAGCCUUACUCUCAUGAAGCGUCCAAAUGGAAACCUUGUGCAUACAUACAAAGCCCAAAAGAUCUUGGGCCGCUGAAACACAACAAAUCCGGUUACAUAUUGGUCAGCGCAAAUGGAGGCUUAAAUCAACAAAGAGUUGCGGUGUGCAACGCGGUUGCCGUGGCAUCUUUACUUAACGCCACAUUGGUCAUACCCAAAUUUCUUUACAGCAAUGUUUGGAAAGACCGCAGCCAGUUUGAGGACAUAUAUCAAGAGGAGCAUUUCAUGCAAACACUCAAAGACGACAUAAAUAUCAUAAAAGAUCUUCCUCUCCACCUCAAACUACUUGACUUGGAAACAGCUAAAAGUGUAAUAACUGAUGCAGAUAUAUCCAAGGAAGCAAAAGCAGAAGAGUACUUGAGGACUGUACUGCCACUGCUCCAACGCAAUGGAGUUGUUCAUUUCCUUGGAUUUGGAAAUAGGCUUGGUUUUCACUCACUGCCCCCCCAAUUGCAGAGACUGAGGUGCAAAUGUAACUUCCAUGCCCUAAAGUUUGUACAUAAGAUUCAAGAAGCUGCAUCUCUACUGGUGACACGAAUAAGAAAACACACUGGCAGUAAGAGCAUGCUAGACAAGCAACUAUUGGGAGAAGUUAUAGCUAAUGAUCGCCCCGGGAUUGAGCUUAGAAAUACCAAGUACUUGGCUUUGCAUUUGAGGUUCGAAAUCGACAUGUUGGCUUACUCAAUGUGUGAAUUUGGUGGUGGUGAAAGUGAAACCAGGGCACUCAAAUCUUAUAGAGAAGCCCAUUUUCCUCUGCUUCUUGAAAGACUAAAGAAAUCAAGGGCCAUUUCUCCCAAGGAACUAAGAAGCAGGGGAAGAUGUCCAUUGACACCAGAAGAAGCAGCGCUUGUUCUUGCUAGCCUUGGUUUCAAGGGUGAAACUUACAUAUAUCUUGCUGGUUCAAAUAUUUACGGAGGCGAAUCUAGAAUGAAGCCUUUAACCAGCCUCUACCCCAAUCUAGUCACAAAAGAGAAUCUUCUAUCGCCUAGCGAACUUGCUCCUUUUCGAAACCAUUCUUCUCAGCUUGCAGCAUUGGAUUUCAUCGCAUGCGCAACUGCCGACGUAUUCGCCAUAACUGACUCAGGAAGCCAGUUUUCAUCUCUCGUUUCUGGGUUCAGAACAUACUACGGAAGCGGGCACGCUCCGACGUUGAGGCCAAGCAAGAAGAGACUAGCUGCCAUUUUGUUGGAAAACAAGACCAUUGACUGGAGCACCUUUACGGAACGAAUACGACGAAUGAUUGAUGAAGGCCAAACACUGGUUGGCCUUGCUCAAAGCAGCAGCA
This is a messenger RNA of Cuscuta epithymum, 2324 nucleotides long. The record is from the annotation of a GenBank genome assembly. Lineage: Eukaryota; Viridiplantae; Streptophyta; Magnoliopsida; Solanales; Convolvulaceae.